Linum trigynum is the source of this 441-nucleotide messenger RNA. NCBI's taxonomy places the organism in Eukaryota, Viridiplantae, Streptophyta, Magnoliopsida, Malpighiales, Linaceae. The record is from the annotation of a GenBank genome assembly.
AUGCCACCCCCGAGGAAGAGCGAGAUCCUAAAACACAUCCCGAGACAUGGGUUAUUCCUAGAAACGCUACCACAAAGCGAGGAUAACCCGCCCGCGGAAUGCCCUGAGGGGCAGGGACUCGCUCCUAACACGCCACCCCGAAGGCAGAGGGAGAUACUAAAACGCAUCCCGGGACAUAGGUUAUUCCUAGAAAUGCUACCACGAAGCAAGGAUAACCCGCCCGCGGAAUGCCCUGAGGGGCAGGGACUCGCUCCUAACACGCCACCCCGAAGGCAGAGCGAGAUCCUAACACGCAUCCCGGGACAUAGGCUAUUCCUAGAAACGCUACAACGAAGCGAGGAUAACCCGCCCGCGGAAUGCCCUGAGGGGCAGGGACUCGCUCCUAAAACGCAUCCCGGGACAUGGGUUAUUCCUAGAAACGCUACCACGAAGCGAGGAUAA